AGCGGCUUUAAAAGGCGGCUCCCCACCCCCCGGCGCACUCGCUGCUCGGGCGCCGCGCGAGCCUGCCGCUGCCAUGCCUCCGCGCGCGCCGCCAGCGCCCGGGCCCCGACCGCCGCCCCGGGUCGCCGAUGUCGCGCGGGGCGCAGGGGCCGCCGGCCGGCAGGGGCUCCCGCCGCUCCCGCCGCGCCCCUGGCGUUGGCUGCUUCUGCUCGCGCUGCCGGCCGCCUGCUCUGCACUGCCACCGCCGCGCCCCGUCUACACCAACCACUGGGCAGUGCAAGUGCUGGGCGGCCCCGGCGCGGCGGACCGCGUGGCUGCGGCGCACGGCUACCUCAACUUGGGCCAGAUCGGAAACCUGGACAAUUACUAUCAUUUUUACCACAGCAAGACCUUCAAGAGAUCGACCUUGAGCAGCAGGGGCCCCCACACCUUCCUCAGAAUGGACCCACAGGUAAAAUGGCUCCAACAACAGGAAGUGAAGCGCAGGGUCAAGAGACAGGCACGAAGUGACUCUCUUUAUUUCAAUGAUCCCAUUUGGUCCAACAUGUGGUACAUGCAUUGUGCCGAUAAGAACAGUCGCUGUCGAUCAGAGAUGAACGUCCAAGCGGCAUGGAAGCGCGGCUACACAGGAAAGAAUGUGGUCGUCACCAUCCUCGAUGACGGCAUAGAAAGGAAUCACCCAGACUUGGCCCCCAACUACGAUUCCUAUGCAAGCUACGAUGUCAACGGAAAUGAUUAUGACCCAUCCCCGAGAUAUGACGCCAGCAACGAGAACAAACACGGCACUCGGUGUGCGGGAGAAGUCGCUGCUUCAGCCAACAACUCCUACUGCAUCGUGGGCAUAGCAUAUAAUGCAAAGAUAGGAGGCAUCCGGAUGCUGGACGGCGAUGUGACCGAUGUGGUUGAGGCCAAGUCUCUGGGCAUCAGACCCAACUACAUUGACAUUUACAGCGCCAGUUGGGGACCAGAUGAUGAUGGGAAGACAGUAGAUGGACCAGGCCGGCUGGCUAAACAGGCUUUCGAGUAUGGCAUUAAAAAGGGACGCCAAGGUCUGGGCUCCAUCUUUGUCUGGGCCUCUGGGAAUGGUGGGAGAGAAGGGGACCACUGCUCCUGUGAUGGCUACACCAACAGCAUCUACACCAUCUCUGUGAGCAGCACUACUGAGAAUGGCCACAAACCCUGGUACCUGGAGGAAUGCGCUUCCACUCUGGCUACCACCUACAGCAGCGGAGCCUUCUAUGAACGGAAGAUCGUCACAACGGAUCUGCGUCAGCGCUGCACGGAUGGCCACACUGGGACAUCAGUCUCAGCCCCCAUGGUGGCUGGCAUCAUUGCCUUGGCUCUAGAAGCAAACAACCAGUUGACCUGGAGGGAUGUGCAGCACCUACUAGUGAAGACGUCACGGCCAGCUCAUCUGAAGGCGAGUGACUGGAAAGUCAACGGAGCUGGGCAUAAAGUUAGCCAUCUCUAUGGAUUUGGCUUGGUGGAUGCCGAAGCUCUGGUUCUAGAGGCGAGGAAGUGGACGGCAGUACCAUCCCAGCACAUGUGUGUGGCCACCGCAGACAAAAGGCCCAGGAGCAUCCCCAUAGUGCAGGUGCUGCGGACCACAGCCCUGACCAGUGCCUGUGCGGACCACUCAGACCAGCGUGUGGUGUACCUGGAGCAUGUGGUAGUCCGAAUCUCUAUCUCACACCCACGCCGGGGCGAUCUCCAGAUCCACCUGAUUUCUCCCUCUGGAACCAAGUCUCAACUUUUGGCAAAGAGACUGCUGGAUUUUUCCAAUGAGGGGUUCACAAACUGGGAAUUCAUGACCGUCCACUGCUGGGGAGAAAAGGCUGAAGGAGAAUGGACUCUGGAAGUCCAGGAUAUACCAUCUCAGGUCCGCAACCCAGAGAAACAAGGAAAGUUGAAAGAAUGGAGUCUCAUUUUAUAUGGCACCGCAGAGCACCCAUACCGCACCUUCAGCUCCCAUCAGUCUCGCUCACGGAUGCUGGAGCUCUCAGUCCCGGAGCAGGAGCCUCCUAAGGUUGCUGGACCACCACCCCAGGCAGAGACUCUAGAAGACGAGGAAGAGUACACAGCUCCUUCCAUCCAAGGCUCUCCUAAUACUUUACAGACCAGUGUGUGCCAUCCCGAGUGUGGUGACAAAGGCUGCGAUGGUCCCAAUGCAGACCAGUGCUUGAACUGUGUCCACUUCAGCCUGGGGAACUCCAAGACAAACAGGAAGUGUGUGAGCGAGUGCCCCUUGGGCUACUUUGGGGACACAGCAGCAAGACGCUGCCGACGCUGCCAUAAGGGAUGUGAGACGUGCACCGGCAGGAGCCCAACACAGUGCCUGUCUUGUCGCCGUGGGUUCUAUCACCACCAGGAGACGAACUCGUGUGUGACCCUCUGUCCUGCUGGGCUUUAUGCUGAUGAAAGUCAGAGACUCUGCCUCCGGUGCCACCCGAGCUGUCAGAAGUGUGUGGAUGAGCCUGAGAAGUGUACCGUGUGUAAGGAAGGAUUCAGCCUCGCACGGGGUAGCUGCAUUCCGGACUGUGAACCAGGUACCUACUUCGAUUCUGAGCUCAUCAAAUGUGGGGAAUGCCAUCACACCUGCCGGACCUGCGUGGGGCCCAGCAGAGAAGAAUGUAUUCACUGUGCAAAAAGCUUCCACUUCCAAGACUGGAAAUGUGUGCCGACCUGUGGUGAGGGCUUCUACCCUGAGGAGAUGCCUGGCUUACCCCACAAAGUGUGUCGAAGAUGUGACGAAAACUGCCUGAGCUGCGAGGGCUCCAGUAGGAAUUGCAGCAGAUGUAAAGCCGGCUUCACGCAGCUGGGGACGUCCUGCAUCACCAACCACACGUGCAGCAAUGCCGAUGAGACCUUCUGCGAGAUGGUGAAGUCCAAUCGGCUCUGCGAACGGAAGCUCUUCAUCCAGUUUUGCUGCCGCACCUGCCUCCUGGCUGGGUAGGGGUACCAGCUGUCCGCAGAGGGCAGGGUCCUCCUGUCUGCCUGUUUGCCCAUCUACCUUCCUACAGAUGGUCAGCCAUAGCCUGUUCCUUGGGGUGGCCCUGCAUCUGACAGCUGUAUCUCCCCACCCAGAGCUGGGUCCUACUGCAGCAUCUCUGAGCACCUGAACGAGGUGGAGUUGGCCCUUAAGGAUAUGUGGCUAAAUUGACAGAAAUCCCCUUGAACUCUGCUUGCUGGCUGCAGUCGAAAGUUGAACUCAAAAUAGGAACAAAAUGAAUUAUGAGACUUAUACCUGCAGCUUCGGAGUGGCUUCUGGGACCCUAGUUUACUGAAACUUCAAGACCAAAGCAGAAAAAGAGAGGUGCCUGGCAUCACAUCAAGUCCUCCUCCCACAUAUUUGUGUGGCCGUGACAAAUCUCACCGAGUUGGCUGACAGGAUCCUAUGCUGUCCUCACCUGUGAUGAUAGGCCUUGCUUCCUCCCUGUGCAUCACUGGCCACCAAACAGCCUGAGGGACAGUUUGAUCAGACUGUAAAUAAAAUAGGUUUCAGGGCAGAAGAUGUAUGACCACUGGGGAUAGAAUCUAUGUCUACACAGUCAGCUCCUUCCAAAAUGGCAGCCCCAGCCUGGAAGGUCCAGCACCAAACCGAAGUAGGUCCGCACAUCCUCUCUUCAGCGUUCUCUUCUGAGUGAGACGAGCUGUCCAUGUGACUGUUCUACCUGUGUCCCUGGAGCCUCCUGGGCCCGAACCACCAGCCAUCUACACAUACAGAGCCUGUGAAGGAGGGCCCAACGGAGCUACUUAGGACUAGCCAAAAGACAUCUGAUGGCCAGGCAGUUCCUUAAACAUGCAAAGCCAGCCCCCGAAUCACUAAUCGCCAGCUCUCCAUGGCACACAACUGCUUUUCAAGUGCAUUUGGCCUCUGCGCUCAGGACUCUGUUCUUGGGUGGAUGCUGCUCUGGUCCAGUAUGGUACAAGCCUAUGUGAUAGAGCUGGAUUGAUUUUCUGCCAAGCCUGUGUGGGCAUUUUAUAAGCUAUGUGUUCUAAUUUUUACCGAUGUUAAUUAUUUUGACAAAUAUUUCAUAUAUUUUCAUUGAAAUGCGCAGAUCUGCUUGGUCAGUUCCCUGAGCUGAGGGAAUAACAUUUGCCUUAAAUUUUUCCAACCUCGUCUCUCUCCAUAUGGUCCUGCUCUCCUCUCUGAGUAUAAUGUGUUUGUCUUGUCACCUGUAAGUGGCAAGGACUCAGCUGUUUUCUGUUGAAUCCACAACUUCAAAUAAAAAAUCAGUGAAGCAAAUCUAAUGUUAACCCUGAGUUAAUAAAAGAGUUAACAUCCCAUUG
Messenger RNA from Mastomys coucha (southern multimammate mouse), 4290 nucleotides. RefSeq names its product proprotein convertase subtilisin/kexin type 6 (gene Pcsk6). Lineage: Eukaryota; Metazoa; Chordata; Mammalia; Rodentia; Muridae. The coding region runs from base 74 to 2953 and encodes 959 amino acids. Gene Ontology annotation, biological process: peptide hormone processing. The record is from RefSeq and is a predicted model, not a curated record. Gene Ontology annotation, cellular component: membrane; cell surface. Gene Ontology annotation, molecular function: serine-type endopeptidase activity. The transcript has 22 exons.